GCAAGGGUCACAGCGGUACUGGAUGUUUCCGGGGCUCGGAGAACGAGUCGCGGGUGCCAAAGCGGGGACUCGAGUUGGGUGGAAAGAAGAAGCCGGUGGGCAUCACGUGUCACAUCACCGGGCCUUCUCUUUCCGCACCCGACUCUCCUUCUGACGGCGAUGUCCCGAAAACAUCUCCCGCUAGUCGAGCUUGAAGUCGCGACACUCGCAUUUGCGGCCAUCAACGCGCUCACAUGGCUUCUCUGGCUUGCGAAGCCGCUCGACGUCCGCGACCCCCUCACGAUCCCCCUGAAAACCUGCGAAUGCCACAAUCAUCAUGCUCCUCCAUCCAAUCCCACCAGCAUCAACCGGUACCGACAGUACUUGAACUCUGUCCUGUUCAGCUCGUACUAUGUCGACUUCGACCCUUGCUCUGCCACGCACCUCCCUACGUUUUGGCGGGGCCCGAUUGAUGCAAAAAUUGUGCUGAGCGAUAUGCUGCGCAUCGCAUCAGUGCAAUUUCUCUGUAGUGUGCUCUUUGGCGGCCUCCACUGUCUUGCAUGGGCUGCAGUUUUUCCGUCAACCACCGAGCAGCGAUUGUGGCGCGUGUCCGCAGUGCUUGUCACUGUUCUUCCGGUCUUCCUGAUACUACUGUUCUUGUCGCUACCGUGGCCCGUUGACAGGGCAGCGGUCCUGUCGGGGACAUUGCCUUAUAAUAUGAUACUGCUGCGAGGCUUGCUCAUUCAUCUGGCCAUCCCCGUGUACUGUGUCGCCAGGAUCAUUCUGAUCGUCUUGUCCCUGUCGACACUCCGCUCGCUGCCCCCCCGCGCGCUUGUCGACGUCAACUGGAGUGGAUAUAUUCCGCACUUAUAA
Molecule: messenger RNA, 852 nt
Organism: Mycena indigotica
Lineage: Eukaryota; Fungi; Basidiomycota; Agaricomycetes; Agaricales; Mycenaceae
Exons: 1
Coding region: 160-852 (230 amino acids)
Source: RefSeq, a predicted model, not a curated record